Molecule: messenger RNA, 3061 nt
Organism: Solanum lycopersicum (tomato)
Lineage: Eukaryota; Viridiplantae; Streptophyta; Magnoliopsida; Solanales; Solanaceae
Product: lysine-specific demethylase JMJ26
Biological process (GO): regulation of transcription by RNA polymerase II
Cellular component (GO): histone deacetylase complex; chromatin
Molecular function (GO): chromatin DNA binding; transcription coregulator activity; histone H3K9 demethylase activity
Source: RefSeq, a predicted model, not a curated record
GUAAAUCCCCACAUACACACGAAACAAAAACAACUAUUGAACCGUUUGCUUUUACAGUUUUCCCUCUUAAAAAAACAAACCUAAAAAACCACAAGGUAGAUCAAUGACUAAGCGGAAUCAUGGCGACGGCGAGAAACGUUCCUCGGUACCGGCGGAUGAUCUCCGUUGCCAUAGAUCAGAUGGAAAGAAAUGGAGAUGCAAAGGUUUUAAGGUUGAAGGUAAAUCCAUGUGUGAGCAGCAUUUACACCGUGCAUCCGCUAGUGUUUCUGUCGUCAAGAGAGUAGAAAAACGGCGAAAAAGAUACGUUGCGAGAAGCGAUACGAGUGAUUCUGAUGAUUUAAGUGAACCAGAGGACGAUAAGCCUGUUCCUGUUAGUUUAGGUGAUCCGAGGGAAGUAGUAGAGGGUGAGGGUGACAAAAAGAAAAAGCGUGGCAAUGAGGAGAAACCUUGUUCUAAAUGGAUCAAAUCUCCUGAAAAGUCUUUUUCGAAGGGAAUAAAAAUGGUUUCACAAGAGGAUGGGGAGAGGAGGGUUAGUAGAGUGGUGAAGAAAGGGGUUGAAUGUGACCAAAAUGAUUGCACAAAUCCAAAGGACAAGAAGAAGCCUGAUCCAAGGAGAAAGCAUUUCAGUACUGAUGACCCAUAUGAUGAUUGCCAGAUGUGCCAUCAGUGCAUGAAAAGUGAUAGAAAGGUUGCGAGGUGUGGAAAAAGAUGCGGUAAACGCUAUUGCAGCCCAUGUAUUAAAAGAUGGUACCCUCAUCUGUCAGAGGAAGCAAUUGCCGAGGAAUGCCCCGUUUGUCGUGGGAACUGCAAUUGCAAAGAUUGUUUACGCAAAAACAUUAUUCCUAAGGAAGCAAAAUAUUUAGGAAUACCACAGGAAAACAAUGAAAGAAUUAAUUGCUUGAAGUAUCUUGUGGAUGCACUUUACCCAUUUUUGAAAACUUUUAUCCAUGAUCAGACUAUGGAAAAGGAGAUGGAGACAUCAAUUAGAGGUUCGUCACUGAAACGGCUAAGAAUACCAAGUGCCUUCCUUUAUAAGGAUGAGCGUGUUUAUUGCAACAACUGCAAUACCUCCAUUGUUGAUCUUCAUAGAAAUUGUACAACUUGUUCUUAUGAUCUCUGUCUGACCUGCUGUCAGGAAAUUCGAGAAGGCUGUUUUCUAAGAGAUGAAGACAGAAGGCUCCCUGAAUGGAAAGCAAAAGAAACUGGUGAAAUACCUUGCCCACCAAAGGAAAGAGGUGGCUGUGGAAAUAACCGCCUGGAGCUUAAGUGUCUCAUUGAUGAAAAGCAGGUUGAACAGAUAAUGAGGGAAGUUGAAAACUUAGUCAAAGCAAAUUCAUCUGCCAGUGAGGCCCACUCCACUGAAGAACAGUGUACCUGUAACUCUAAUAAUAGAAGAAAAGCAGCUUCCAGAUCAGAUUCUGAUGACAAUUAUUUGUUCUGCCCUUCAAGUGACAUACAGGAAGGGCACCUGGAGCACUUCCAGAAACAUUGGAGAAUGGGAGAACCUGUUAUUGUAAGCAACGUUCUUGAAUUAACAUCUGGAUUAAGCUGGGAACCAAUGGUGAUGUGGCGUGCCUUCCGUAAUAUAGCAAUCAAGAAGGGCUCAUCAGAUUUGAUGGUGACAGCAGUUGAUUGUUGUGAUUGGUGUGAGGUGGAUAUAAAUAUUCGUCAAUUUUUUAGGGGUUAUGUUGAAGGUCGAGCACACCCAGAUUCGUGGCCCGAAAUGCUUAAGCUUAAGGACUGGCCCCCAUCUACAGAAUUCGAGAAGCGGUUGCCACGCCAUGGAGCAGAAUUCAUUAGAGCCUUGCCGUACAAAGAAUACACACAUCCCCUUUCUGGUAUUCUUAAUGUUGCUUCCAAACUUCCAGAUGGUAUACUGAAGCCAGAUCUGGGUCCAAAAACAUAUAUAGCAUAUGGAUUUGCUCAAGAACUUGGACAUGGAGAUUCCGUUACAAAGCUUCAUUGUGAUAUGUCUGAUGCGGUGAAUAUUUUAAUGCAUACUGCUGAUGUUACUAUUACUAAGUGGCAGCUUUCAAAAAUUGAUGAGCUGAAGAAAAAGAAAGCUUCUGCUUCAGAUGAUCAAAAAGAACUAAAUAAUACUGAUACAGAUGAUCAUCUAGUUCGUAAGAAUGAUUUUGCAUCUGCAAAACAAGAAAAAGCCAGUGAUGUUUUUUCCUCUGACGAGAAUGUGCAAUUGGAGGGCAGUUUAUCUUCUGAUCAGGUGGUUGAUCUUGAAAACAAGUUUGAUGGACCAGAGGAAGAAAAUGGUGGUGCAGUCUGGGAUAUCUUUAGGAGACAGGAUGUUCCCAAGCUCGAGGAUUAUCUUAAAGAGCAUCAGAAGGAAUUCAAGCAUACACUUGGUUCUCCGGUGGACCAGGUUGUUCACCCAAUUCAUGAUCAAGUUUUCUACUUAACCACGUAUCACAAGGAGAAACUCAAGCAAGAUUUUGGCAUUGAACCUUGGACGUUUGUGCAAAAACUUGGAGAAGCAGUUCUCAUUCCUGCUGGGUGUCCCCAUCAAGUUAGAAAUCUGAAGUCUUGUAUAAAGGUUGCUCUCGAUUUUGUUUCACCUGAAAAUGUGGGCGAGUGCAUUCGCUUGACCAAGGAAUUUCGUAUGCUUCCCCAAAAACACAGGGCUAAAGAGGACAAGUUGGAGGUGAAGAAGAUGGCUUUAUAUGCACUGGAGAGGGCUGUAGCUGAUCUAAAGGAGCUUGAAUGUAAUGACAGAGCCCAGGUGCAGCAACCACAUUCAAGUAGUGAGCACAAUCCUGUUCAAACUAAAGAGGUGGUGGAGUAGUUCCAUUCUGUUGCUGUAAUAUACAUAUGCUUGUGUAAAAAGAGUGCCGCAAAUGACUCUUUUGUAUCAUCUAAUCUCUACUGUCAUCAGCCAAAACUUUUGCAUGUACAUUAUCCCUGAUUCAUCUUACAGCUCCAACUUAGGAGAAGCCACACCUACAGUAAUAUGAAAUGAUUUUUGAUUUUUUGAAACAUUUGUGGACCUUUUGAAUUCACUGAUGUUUUGCCUUAACCCUCAUUUUGUACACAAGACUAUGUUCUACAC